AGUGAAGUGUUAUGCUUUCAAAAUCACCCCAGACAUCACUGAUAUGCUGGCUACACUACAAAAUGUAGACCAUGCUUAGCCUCUAUGACACAUUCAGUGAGAUUUGAUCCAGUGCCAUUGUCCUCAAACAUCUUGGUAGCCUUGUAUUCCGUUAACACAACUAAAUCAAAGUUUCAACAAUUUCUUUGCUAUUAUAUUUUCUUGGCUCUCAACAUUCCUACGGCUGAUAUACAAUCUAUCAAUUCCUUUGUGUUUUUUAUUCUUUCCCUUCCUCUCACAAGCUCCACUUCUGAAACGUUUUAGCAAAUGUACUUGUGUCUUUAACAAUAUCUUAGCUCUGCUAUUAUAAUAACUUUCCCAGGCAGUCUCUAAUCCAAGUAUUGCCCCAGCCUGACAGUGUUACAACAUCAGAUGAGAUCAGGGUUAUUGAAAGUGGUCAUAAACAAAAAUUCAAAUGAAAUGCCAGAAAUGGGUAUUUUAAACCCCACAAUUUGUUUUAAAUAUAUCCCCCACUUCUUUAGUUCCCAGUGCAGUAUCUAUAUAAAACAGAUUAUUGUCAUCUUACAUAUAAAAAUACUUUUUCAAUUUGUGAUGAAAACUGUCUGGAUGGCUUAGACUCAAGGAGUAAAUUAAUGUCUAUCACUCUUGGGGUCAGUGGAUUGUCUCCCCAGCAAAAGUGAUUUGGGUAGUACUGCACUGCUUAAUAGUGGCGUUAUAGAAUAUACAAAGAAAAAAGAGAAAAAUAUGCGCAAAGUUGUUUAUUUCAUAACUUGUUGGUCUAGUAUAAUCAAGAGGAGAGUAAUAAUGUGUGUGGAAUGACUUCGGUAGAAUAACAGUGCAUAUAAGGAGAAUUAUUUGACAUUUUCCACAUCAUAACCUAUUUUGAUAAUCAUUACGUUGUAGCUUGCUGUCUAGUUUACAUUUGUUAUGAGAUUUUGUUUGUGUUUUAAAAUCUUUUUUAUUUUCGGGGGGAUUCCUCAAGUUCAAAUCAAUCAAAAAUGUUUUUAACUUUAACAAAAUGUAUCCUCAAAAUUCUUCAAAACAGUAGAAGAAAUAAUGCAGUGCAGCUUGACAAUGUGUUGCUCGGUUCUCUCUGAUGGGGUCAGAGGUGAACAACACCUGGAUGUGCUGGGUGUGGUAGCUGGGUGGUGCUGGGUGUGGUUGCUGGGUGCUGGGUGGUGGGUGUCCGAUCUGAUGGCUAUAAGAGUCGGUCCCUCCUCCUCUUCUGUCAGCAGUCUGUAGGGAGGAUGUCUCUGUUCAUGGACUCAGAUUUGUUUUCACUCAGGCAGAACCAGUGCAAAGACGUGAUGGAAUUUAAGACGAUAUUUGGAGAAUCUGAACAAUGUAAAGACGGCCGCAGUGAGAGCGCGCUGUCCUCCCCAGAGCCGGACCGAGCAGCGGGUCUGAUGGAGGGCCAGAGGAAGAGGAAGAGGACCAUCUUCAGCCGGGCCCAGCUCACCGAGCUGGAGCAGGCCUUUGCUGUGACUCCAUACCCGGACAUCACCCUACGGGAGAGGCUGGCUGCGCACACACACCUGCCCGAGAGCAAGAUACAGGUGUGGUUCCAAAACAGAAGAGCUAGAAGUAUCAAGACUGUGAGACUCCCAAAGUCCACCAAACCCUGCCUGGGAGGAAGAGGUGAUCCCCCCAGCUCCCCCUUCCUCGGCCCCUCUACCCUGGUGGACAUAUUCCGGCCCGAGGCAAGCCACUGUGAGGAGGCGCAGCAGAUUUACUCUGACUGGAUCCAGAUAUACAGUAAUCCUGUGUCAUCGCCGCCAUCUUGCUCCUCUCUCCACCAGCACCAACCCUGCAAACCUUCAGAGUCUCAUGUGUGGGAGGAGGAGCACCACCCUCGGCAGCACCUGGGACCAGCACUCCCCGCUUUCCUUCCUGGUUCUUUCCCAAAGCCCGUCAGCAGGCAGCCUCACACCACAGCCUCCACCCGCUCCUACCAGGCUUUCAGGAAUUUUAAACCCCAGACUAUUGUGCCAUCUUCUCACCAGGCCGUGUAUGGAGGCGGCGCCGCAGGUGGAGCCCACACCUCCGUAGAUCAGGUAGUCCCUUCCCACCCUCAGCCGGUGUACUGGGAGGUGACUCAGGGCCAAGGACACCACCACCCGCACCACAAUCACCACCCACAAAUGGGAGCGCAGACCUCCAUGGGCUACAUUUCAGACCUGAUCUACAAUGCUGCCAUCGUCACCAAUUUCCUGGAGUUCUGAUCUGUCAGGAACUAGUAGUUUCAGUGUUAUGUUGGGAACAUCUCAACCAGUCUGGAAAACAAGACAGAUAUUUAUUAUAUAUAUUAUUAGCAGCUAGCAAAAAAGCAAUAACCAGGAAAUGUUGAGCAGAGAAUCUCAAACAACUUCAGUGGAAAGCAAUAGUUCAGGAAAUUCAUAUGGAACAGAUUUUCUCUCUGAGAAAUGUUAAGAAAAAUGUGAAACGUACUGGAAAAACUGGAAAUGUUAUUUCAAACCCAACUGUAGUCCUUAUCACAUACUCUGUGUUUGAAAUGCUUGCUUUACUUGGCCCUGUACUGAGGUGGACCUUAAUCUAUGAAUAGAAGAUCACAUCACAGAGCCAAGAAAGGCCAAUCUUCAACAGAGAGGAUGCAAAAACUCUGAUGGUGUGAUGUAACCCUGCUCAUGUGUCUAAAUACUGUAUGUGUACUCGUAAAAGAAGUAUCUUAGGAGAUAUACGUGUGUGUACAAAUGUUGUGUGCGUAUGUAUGUAUUCUAUGUAUAUUAUUGUCUUUCUUUCUACAUGAUAGUAAGCAUUUCAUUUUACCCAUGAUUACCCUGUCUGCUGUCACACUGUUUGUCUGUUUGUUACAAAAAUGAAAAACAAUAAAAAUAGAAGGAAAUAGUA
This is a messenger RNA of Eleginops maclovinus (Patagonian blennie), 2868 nucleotides long. RefSeq names its product homeobox protein SEBOX-like. Gene Ontology annotation, molecular function: DNA binding. NCBI's taxonomy places the organism in Eukaryota, Metazoa, Chordata, Actinopteri, Perciformes, Eleginopidae. The record is from RefSeq and is a predicted model, not a curated record. Bases 1248 to 2222 code for a protein of 324 amino acids. The transcript has 3 exons.